UCUGUCUAUAUAUGUUUCUUUCUUUCUCCUAUUAGUCACUUUCUUUCUAUCUCUUGUUGUAAAUUGUAACAGGGAGAAUUGGCGACCCCAUUAGGCCAUUACCACACCAAUAGCAGCAACCUCACACCACCACCACCCUCCCCUCUCCCUCAAAACAUUAUGAGACUAGAAAUAAAACAAAAGGUGGUAGAUGCAUGACUAACAACAUCAACUACUACUAUCACCCCCCAAGCCCAUCCCAUCCCAUCCCAUCCCAGCCCCUCCUCCCCCUCUAUCUCUUCUAUGCUCUCUUUAUCUUCACCACCCUUUCCCUUGUAAACCGUAAUCCUUUAGAUUUCUCCCUUGGAAAACAAACACAAAGUUGACAAUCCUCGGUUUCCACGCUUCUCGCCACUUCUUUUUACUCAUCACUUCUCAGGAAUAUUGAAGAUAGCCAUGGUGAGCAUUCGAAGACGCAAACUCUUAGGUUCUGGGCGCAGCAAUCCCUUCUUGGCCCCGCUGCCCAAGUUCUCUGAGAAUGGGUACACUCCUGAAAUCCGCAUGCAGAACACUAAACCAUUCAGUGUUCAUCCUAUACCAUCAAACGAUGUUGAUGAAACAAAGGAGAAACUCUCCCCACUGAAGGCCUCUGGGUCAUCAAAUGUGCCUGCUUGUACAGAAUUAAAGGAACAACAUACUCGACAAUUCCCAGAAGUUAAACGCAGAAAGCGACAUAGGAGAAAGCAUUUUGAGAACCAAGAACAAUGUGUAAUGAGAGGUGUCUACUUCAAGAAUAUGAAAUGGCAGGCAGCCAUUAAGGUAGACAAGAAGCAGAUCCACUUAGGAACGGUUGGUUCUCAAGAAGAAGCUGCUCGACUAUAUGACAGAGCAGCUUUUAUGUGCGGCAGGGAACCUAACUUCGAACUCUCGGAGGAGGAGAAGCAAGAGCUUAGGAAUUUCAAGUGGGAUGAAUUCUUAGCAAUUACUCGUUCUGCAAUUAAUCACAAAAAACACCACAGAAGAAAUGGAGCAGGUUCACGAAGAAAACCGGAGUCUAUGAUGCUGAAAAGGGCCUUGGAGAGUGAGGAAGGAGGCAAUGGUCUCUCAGGUUCAGAAGACACUGCAGAACCAGACACAUCGGGUUCCUGAAAUCCCCAUUCCCUGCAGUCGAGCAGGCUGAAAAGAACAAUUUUUAUUUUUUGGGCAAAUUUUUAAAGCAUUCUCUGCCUCUUAUAUCUUGUUCCAUUUUUUUUUUUUUCAAAUUAAACGUAAGAGCCCCUAUUAGGGCAGAUGCAUGGUCCGCUUGAUUAACAGAGAGUGUAUCCCUAUGAUUUUCAAAGAAUGCUCAAUCAUGAUUACGUGGGUCACAAA
This is a messenger RNA of Coffea eugenioides, 1350 nucleotides long. Its product is annotated as ethylene-responsive transcription factor-like protein At4g13040. The coding region runs from base 436 to 1128 and encodes 230 amino acids. Lineage: Eukaryota; Viridiplantae; Streptophyta; Magnoliopsida; Gentianales; Rubiaceae. Gene Ontology annotation, molecular function: DNA binding; DNA-binding transcription factor activity. The record is from RefSeq and is a predicted model, not a curated record. Gene Ontology annotation, biological process: regulation of DNA-templated transcription. The transcript is spliced from 7 exons.